AUGAUGCUGUGUAGGGUGACUAGGCCCAUUACAUUUAGAGGGUUUGCGACGUUUGGGAGGUUGCAGCAGGCUGUAGAUACCGCUGAGCUGGAUCAGUAUCGAAGUUACUACCUCGGGUUGAAGGAUGUCAUUGGGAAAGUUCCUGAGGAGGUAGCACAGAGGUCACCAUCUUUGGUGGCGCUACACAGGAGACUAGGUCUACCCCGUGAAUUCACUUACUCUACGCUGGCAAGGUGUCUCACAUGCAGAACUUCCGAUCUGCCUGCAAAGAUUAAGAACCCGUUUGUUACUGAGGCUUCUGCGAGGUACUUGGCAGGCACGGCCAAUGUGGUACCGGCAAGCAAGAAGCUGGAUAAUCACGGACUGAACAUCUUUGGUAAGAAUCUGUUGACAUACCACGUUACGCAGUACUUGGUCAAGAGAUAUCCGAGGUUACCUGUGGUGGUGUUGAAUGCUGCCGUUGACUCGUAUUUGUCUCAGCGUGUGCUUGCUUCUAUCGGUAAAUCCUGGGGUAUCGAGAGCGAGGACAGCCCUGUGGUGAAUAGAUACCUCGCCAAUGAGCCAUACGAAAUCACUUUAGGCAAACUACGAUUCUUUAACAACACAUUGAAAAGGGAGGAUGGCUUACAACUGAUUACUUCUAAAAACUUCUCAGAGGAAGCUGCAUAUGCAUUGGCCGUGAGAAGCAUCAUAGCUGCCCUGUGGGCUUCAACUCAGAACACGGCCAAGCCCGAUAGUGCCAUCCAUUUCAUCAAAGACCAUAUAUUGUCAAGAAAGCUUGAUGUCACAAAGAUAUUCCAAUUUGAAAACCCAACAAGAGAACUCGCUGUCCUGUGCCGUAGAGAGAACUUAGACUUACCAGUCUCGAAACUGAUAGCCGAGUCAGGUAGAUUGAGUAAAGCUCCUGUAUUUAUUGUUGGUGUAUUCUCUGGCGAGGAAAAACUCGGCGAAGGUUAUGGAUCUUCAUUGAAGGAAGCCAAGGCCAGAGCUGCAUCAGAUGCAUUACUUAAAUGGUACUGUUACGAACCAACAGAAGAACAAGCUGCUGUGAUAGACCAUGGCGCUGUGAUAGUUUAG
Messenger RNA from Nakaseomyces glabratus, 1077 nucleotides. It is a transcript of the gene MRPL3, whose product is annotated as mitochondrial 54S ribosomal protein mL44. The record is from RefSeq and is a predicted model, not a curated record. NCBI's taxonomy places the organism in Eukaryota, Fungi, Ascomycota, Saccharomycetes, Saccharomycetales, Saccharomycetaceae. Gene Ontology annotation, biological process: RNA processing. Gene Ontology annotation, cellular component: mitochondrion. Gene Ontology annotation, molecular function: structural constituent of ribosome; double-stranded RNA binding; ribonuclease III activity.